AUGGUGAAUGACUUUCUAAUGCUGAUGCUCAUCAUCUGGCCAGACAUGAAUGGAGUCCGGCCCAAGAGGGUCCGAGUGGUAAAAUGGCACCGGCCCCUUCAGGGCUGGGUAAAACUCAAUACCGAUAGUAGUAGUUUCAGGAACCCUGGUACAUCUGGUGCUAGGGGUGUUAUUCGGGAUGAGGAUGGUAGAUUACUUCUGGCUUACUCUGUUCCCUUGGGUUUGGAUACCAAUAAUUUUACAGAACUCAACAGCUUAGUGGAAGGUAUUCGCAGAUGUUAUGCGCUUGGAUUUUAUCGUGUUCAAAUAGAGAAUGACUCUCAACUGGUGGUCAACUGGAUUGUAAAAAAUAAGAGUCCCAUUUGGUAUUUAGAAGACUUCUGGGUGGAGUUACAAGAACAUCUUAAUAGCCUGGAGUAUACAGUGAAUCACAUUUUUCGUGAAGGUAAUAUUGUGGCUGACUUUCUAGCUAAGUGUGGGGCUGAAGGUUUGAACUCUGAUUGGUCUGAUAUUCACAUGCUGCCUAGCCUGUUGAGGAGUCUUCUCCGCAAGGACAAAUUGGGUUCCCCUCUUUGGCUUGUUCGGAUGUAG
Juglans regia (Persian walnut) is the source of this 591-nucleotide messenger RNA. RefSeq lists its product as uncharacterized. The record is from RefSeq and is a predicted model, not a curated record. Gene Ontology annotation, molecular function: RNA-DNA hybrid ribonuclease activity; nucleic acid binding. The coding region runs from base 1 to 591 and encodes 196 amino acids. NCBI's taxonomy places the organism in Eukaryota, Viridiplantae, Streptophyta, Magnoliopsida, Fagales, Juglandaceae. The transcript is spliced from 3 exons.